GCACAGACCCUGCAUGUAUCACCUUCCUUCAGCAGUGAAGUAAACGCUCACUUUCAGACGCCCUCCUUCCUGUGGAGGCCGUCGUCCUGGCUCUGGUCGCUGUGGUUUUUCUGGUUCCACAGAGAUGAUGGAGAGGCUGCGGGCGCUGCUGCAGCGACAGAUUCUGUCCAUUCUGACAGAUUCCAGGUUGGAUUCUGUGCAGCAGCUUUAAGUAGAGCCCUCAUUCACUCCAUUGGCUCAGACUACAGACACGUCAGCGUCAUGGACACAGGACCCUCCUGCUGCUCAGUCAACCAGCAGGUGGUGAACGGAGGGGGACUGUACUGUCUAGCAGCCUCUUGCACACUGACCCAGGGUCAGCGGCCGUUUGGGUCGUAUGGCUCAGGAACAACCACUGGUUCUGAAUGUUCUGACAAAGUAACUGAACACGGGUCUGAUGGUGUCCGUCCUGUGUUUCAGAGUACGGAGACAUCACCCUCAGGAUCAUCUGCGAUCAAGGUUAAAGGUGCUCUGUGUUGGACUCAGUCUGAUGGUUCUGGUACAGGUCACACACUGACUGGAGUUGAAGCCUCCCGUGAGCUGGCGAAGGAAGACCUGCAGAGGCUGAAGACGAAGAGGAACUCAUCAGAGAGAACAAGUACCUACUCAGCAGCAGCUCUUUUAGCUCCUCCCAUGGUUUCAGUCCGGCUCAGUCAUUUCCUGAUGACUCCGGUCUUGUUGUUGUCACACAUGCACUGGGCAGCUUUACCUCCAGUGAAUGAGGCGCUGGGAUCUAACUGUCCACCCGCUGUGAUCGCUGCCAUCGCCUCCACACAGUCGGAGCUGUGCUUAAAGUGGCGGCUUCAGACAGGGCGGCGGCAGCAGCUUCGGGCGCUGCUCGUCUUCCUCCCACACACGAGCGAAACAACGCAUCCCAGCUGAGCAUCUGUGGUUUUGGUGCAGAUCAACCGACGGCACCACGCAACAAAGGGGUCCACACGGCGACGAGCCCCUGGACCAAGGCGUCACCUUCCUCAUCCAGCUCAUCCAGACCAUGCGGCGGCGCAGGUGGAGCUGCACCAGAGAGCAGCAGCCGAACGGUAGGAACGCAGAGCUCCGCCUCCUGCUGCCGCUCACGGCUCUGCACGCGGUGCUGUUUCAGGAGCGCUGGCACACACACACACACACACACACACACACACACACACACACACACACACACACACACACACACACACACACAGCGAGUCCUCCCUCUGGCGUAUGAGGGGACUUCUCCAGCGGUGGAGGCCAGAGCCAGAGGUUCAGAACGCCGUUCAGAUGCACUGCAGCGCGACAGAGGCUGAGGACGCGUCAGAGCGACCACGACGUCCACCCGUUAUCGGCUCCACGCGCUGUGGAUUCAACGGUGAAUAUGUAUUAAUAGGAGGCAUUUAACAAGCUGCUGUCAGAUCAUAAGUUAUUAUGUUUGUCAAGCAAAAAUGUUACAUUCAGCCUGUUUUAGAAAGUGGACCAAGUAGCAGUGUUUGUGUCUGUGAGCGGAUUAUCAGUUCUCAGUUACAGUUCUUACACACACAGCUGUGUACCUGAGUGUACGCUGGUGUAGAUCAGUGUUAGAACCCGUUAAUGUGACGAGUAUCAAUCUGUUUGCUGUGAGUCUGAGUCAUGAACCUGUUCAAUCCUUGUUGACUUUGUUUUUCUUUAUGUAAGUGGUUGUGUUUAGGGCAAAAAGUGCCUUGAAUGAUAAGAAAUGUAUUUUUUGGUUUUAUCAUUUAAUUCCAGAUAUUUUCAGUUUUACUCCCGAAAGUAUAACGUUCACUGGAGUAUAAAUAUUGUCACGAGUAAAAUGUGAAGAAAAGUAAAUUUUGAAAAUGAAAUAUAAAAUGCUGUUUUUUUUAACAUCCUACUUUUUUAUUAAGCUAGUUCUUCUCUAAGUGCAGGCUUCUGUUUGACUGUAGGUGUAGGUGUGGGUUUAGGUUUUAAUGUGCAGAUGUCAGCAGCCGUUUGUAGGUUUAUUCUGUAACCACAGUGUCACAGCAGUCAACAGUGAAAAAUACAUGUUUAAGUGCAAUUCA
This is a messenger RNA of Betta splendens (Siamese fighting fish), 2054 nucleotides long. RefSeq lists its product as uncharacterized. The record is from RefSeq and is a predicted model, not a curated record. The coding region runs from base 262 to 921 and encodes 219 amino acids. The transcript is spliced from 2 exons. NCBI's taxonomy places the organism in Eukaryota, Metazoa, Chordata, Actinopteri, Anabantiformes, Osphronemidae.